This is a messenger RNA of Prunus armeniaca (apricot), 348 nucleotides long. The record is from the annotation of a GenBank genome assembly. NCBI's taxonomy places the organism in Eukaryota, Viridiplantae, Streptophyta, Magnoliopsida, Rosales, Rosaceae.
AUGUCCAACACAAAAAGAAGAGGUGACCAAUAUGUGGUGGACUUGGAUAAUCACACUUGUUCUUGCAGAAAGUGGGACUUGUUAGGCAUUCCUGUGCUCAUGGAAUUGCUGCCAUACAUUACAAAGGAGCUAUGGGAGAAGACCAAGACAACAAUAAAACCACCUGCCUACACUAGACAACCUGGAAGACCUAGAAAGGGGAAAGGAAGACCAAGAAAAAUACCUAACCAAGACCCUGCAGUUGUUGCUGAGGAAGCAAAAGCAGUUGCAAGAGCAAGGAGAAAGCUUGCAUAUGCCAGGGCAAACGCUGCUGCUAUUGCAAAGAAGGCUGCACUAAAUGCUUCCUAG